Helobdella robusta is the source of this 390-nucleotide messenger RNA. RefSeq lists its product as hypothetical. Bases 1 to 390 code for a protein of 129 amino acids. NCBI's taxonomy places the organism in Eukaryota, Metazoa, Annelida, Clitellata, Rhynchobdellida, Glossiphoniidae. The transcript is spliced from 2 exons. The record is from RefSeq and is a predicted model, not a curated record.
AUGUUUGUUCAAAUUCCAUGUUACAAGCAUAUCUGUGAAAGGGGAGAUAAAAAUCGCUACACCCCGAAAAUAUUAAGCAAAAUAUCAAACGCUGAUGAUUUGCUCGACAAAUCUAUUAGCAACUUAAAAAAUGAACUCAGCACGACUUGGUCCAGUACUGUCAAGAAAAAUAUUGAUGCUGUAUCCAAUGAAGUAAAAACUGUUAAAAAUACGAUAGACACAGUUAAUGAUGAUAAGGAAUGUGAAAACAACAUUGUUUUAUUUAAUUUGUCUGAAAGUGAAACCGUUGCAAAAGACAGAGAUGUUGCUAUGUCUCUUUUAAAGUUCUGGCAAUUUCAAGACAAUGAAAAAAAAGCGACAAUAUUUGUCCACCUGUCAUCGUCAGGUUGA